Molecule: messenger RNA, 1125 nt
Organism: Phytophthora infestans T30-4
Lineage: Eukaryota; Oomycota; Peronosporomycetes; Peronosporales; Peronosporaceae
Product: putative alpha mannosyltransferase
Exons: 1
Coding region: 1-1125 (374 amino acids)
Cellular component (GO): membrane
Molecular function (GO): alpha-(1->3)-fucosyltransferase activity
Source: RefSeq, a predicted model, not a curated record
AUGUGUCGUAGCAUAACUCAAAAAUUACGAACUCGGGUCCAGCAGCAGUUCCAUAAUCUGGAGGUAUCAGGAUCUAUUGGACCCGCGUUUCUAGAGCUGUGGCGACAUAAUCUUUUCGUCGCGGAUGAAGAUGCUUCGCCCUUGAUUGUAGGAUACACAACUGAGUCUUCUUACGCAUCGGUUGUAUUUGAGUGUGUCUUCAAGACCAAAUUCGAGCGCCACAAUCGUCCCAUUCUGGUUGUACCUGAAAUAGUACUGAGGCUGCACUACGCAAAUACGCCAGAUGUCUUCAUCUUCUCCGUUUUCGAUGCAGACUGUGAGCCAAUAGCGAACUCUGGAUGUGCUGAAAUGAUCGCCUAUUACAUACAAGAGUACCACGAACAAAGCAAACUAAUGAUGAUAUCGGGUGAGGCGAUUAAUACCAAGGACUUGGACGAGCGGGUCUCGUUACUAUCGUCUGUAUCUAGCGUAUCGCGACGGCAACAUGUCUACUUGCCAGUUGUAAGUAUUUCGUUCGCCGAACGACUGCAAAACAGUCCGAUAGAGUUGCUCUCCCCAGUGGCGACGUCACUAAUUGAGCCCAGCGAGCGCCGCUUUUGUGCGUACUUGUACGCACGCUGUGAUCGACUAAAUCGAGAGUACAUGUUUGAUUUGUUGAACGCUAUGGAACCUGUCGACGCUCUCGGAAUGUGCGCUGGUUCUUUAAGGCCCCCCGACAAAUCAUAUAAACCGUCACGGUACUCUAAAUGGUUUAAUGAUGAAGCGGUAAUGUCGUACAAGCGCUAUAAGUUUGUAGUCGCAUUCGAAAAUUCAGCAGAACCAGGCUACGUGACAGAAAAACUCGUCAACCCUUUGCUUGCGGGUAGUAUUCCAGUCUACUCGGGGAACUCGACGACAGCCUCGCAAUUGUUUAAUCCUGGCAGUUUUAUCGAUUGCGGACGCUUUGAGAACCUGGAAAACUGUGCAUCAUUUGUUUUGCAAGUUCACAAGUCGCCGGAGCUGUACGACCGGAUACGUCGAGAGCCACCGAUACGAAACAUCACUUUAUUUAAUGAAGUAUUUUCGUGGCAUCCUUCUAUAUCUAGCCGAGACUUGACGGACAAAGUGGCGAAGAUGCUUCAUUAA